Molecule: messenger RNA, 4973 nt
Organism: Lates calcarifer (barramundi perch)
Lineage: Eukaryota; Metazoa; Chordata; Actinopteri; Centropomidae
Gene: uba6
Product: ubiquitin like modifier activating enzyme 6
Exons: 32
Coding region: 122-3232 (1036 amino acids)
Biological process (GO): protein sumoylation
Cellular component (GO): cytoplasm; SUMO activating enzyme complex
Molecular function (GO): SUMO activating enzyme activity
Source: RefSeq, a predicted model, not a curated record
CGGAAUCACUCCAAGUUUUUAACCAGUCACAGCCAUUCAUUCGCUGUAACUCGUCGCGCAAACUGACAGGUAUAGUCGUUAUCUCUCAGACAGUUGAAUUCCCCCCUCUUCCCCUCCCAGCAUGGCUGCAGACUCGAUGGAGAUUGACGACUCUCUUUACAGCCGCCAGCGAUAUGUGCUGGGAGACAGUGCUAUGCACCAGAUGGCCCAGUCAUCAGUCUUUCUCAGUGGAAUGGGAGGACUGGGAAUAGAGAUAGCAAAGAACAUUGUCCUGGCUGGUGUGAAGGCAGUCACCCUUCAUGACACAAAGCAAUGUGAGACCUGGGAUCUGGGCUCUAACUUCUUUAUCCGCAAGGAGGAUGUGUUGAACCAGAGACAGAGAGUGGAGGCGGUGUGCCCUCGGGUUGCAGAGUUGAACCCUUAUGUUCAUGUUGACCUGUCCUCCUCUGCUCUUGAUGAUGACACUGAUCUCAGUUUUCUCAGCAAGUAUCAGUGUGUGAUUCUGACUGAAGCCAGGCUGAGCCUACAGAAGAGAGUAAAUGAGUUCUGCCACUCACAACAACCCCCCAUCAGAUUCAUUGGCUGUGAUGCAUAUGGCAUCUGUGUACGGGUGUUUUGCGAUUUUGGAGAGGAGUUUGAGGUGUCCGAUCCCACAGGAGAGGAGCCCAAGGAGAUUUUCAUCCAAAGUAUCACUCAGGACAGUCCCGGGGUGGUAACCUGCAUGGACAACCAGCCCCAUGGCCUACAGACAGGCCAGAGUGUCGUCUUCCGAGAGGUCAAUGGCAUGGUGGAACUCAACGGCACUGCACGGCAGGUCUCAGUCCUUUCCCCUCACAGUUUUGCAAUAGGAGAUACAUCCCAAUUACUACCAUAUGUACAUGGAGGUUUCUUCGUCCUGGUGAAAACCCCUAAAACAUACAGAUUUGAAACAAUAGAGAGACAGUUGUGUGAUCCUCAGGUCAUGACCCCAGACUUCAGUAAACCAGAGGCUCCACUACAGAUUCAUGCAGCCAUGUUAGCGCUGGACACCUUCCAGGAGCAACACAGUAGACUUCCCAACACUGGGUGUUUACAGGAUGCUGAGGUUUUACUGAAACUGACUGAGGAAGUGAAUGCUACUCUUAAGAACAAAGCUCCCGUUAAUGCAGAGCUGGUGCGCUGCUUGUCAACGACGGCAAGGGGAACUCUUUCUCCGUUAGCAGCAGCUGUAGGAGGCCUAGCCAGCCAGGAAGCUCUUAAGGCCAUCACAGGGAAGUUUGCACCACUGCAGCAAUGGUUUUACCUUGAUGCCAUCGAAGUUGUCAAGCCCCUUCAGUCUCUCUCCCCAGAGGAGUUUUUCCCCAGGGGCGAUCGAUACGAUGGAUUACGAGCUUGCAUUGGUGAAUCAAUGUGUCUUGAACUGCACAAGCUCAGGGUCUUCAUGGUUGGCUGUGGUGCCAUAGGGUGUGAGAUGCUAAAAAACUUUGCUCUGCUUGGGGUUGGAUUGGCCAAGAGUUCAGGAGAGGUGAGCCCUUCUUCCUUCCUUGUUUUGCUGUCUUACUGCAUUUCUGACCCAGACCUUAUAGAAAAGUCCAACCUCAACAGGCAGUUUCUCUUCAGACCACAUCAUAUACAGAAACCGAAGAGUACCACAGCAGCAGAAGCCACUCACGACAUCAACCCAGACCUGCAUGUGGAUGCUCACCUCAACAAGGUGUGUCCGGCUACUGAGAACAUCUACAGUGAUUCCUUCUACUCCCGCCUGAACCUAGUGGUCACCGCGCUGGAUAACGUGGAGGCCCGGAGAUAUGUGGACAGUCGCUGUGUAUCCAAUCAGAGACCUCUCCUGGACUCUGGCACCAUGGGAACUAAAGGACACACAGAGAUCAUUGUGCCAAAUUUGACAGAGUCCUACAAUAGCCAUAGAGAUCCCCCAGAGGAGGAAAUCCCAUUUUGCACUCUCAAGUCUUUCCCUUCUGUCAUAGAGCACACCAUCCAGUGGGCCAGAGACAAGUUUGAGAAUGCAUUUGCCCACAAGCCCUCCAUGUACAACUCGUUCUGGCUGACCCACUCUUCGGCUGAAGUGGUGCUACAGAGGAUACAGGCAGGGGAAAGUCUGGAGGGGUCAUUUCAGGUCAUUAAGCUGCUAAGCAGACGGCCUAGCCAGUGGGAACAAUGCGUUGCUAUUGCUCGUCUGAAAUUUGAAAAGUAUUUCAAGAGAAAGGCCAUACAACUGUUGCAUUCUUUCCCCCUGGACACAAGGUUAAAAGAUGGAAGUUUGUUUUGGCAGUCUCCAAAAAGACCUCCAGCACCUAUUGAUUUUGACUUGAAAGACAAUUUGCACUUCACUUUCAUUGUCAGCACUGCCCGGCUUUUCGCAGGGAUUUAUAACAUCCCAUACUCAGAAAAGGAUCUCUCUGAAGAGACAGUGAGCAGGAUUCUCGCAGAUGUCAAGAUUCCCGAGUACAGACCCUCAGAGAAAUGUAUAGAGACUGAUGAAACAGUAAAGAAGCCUGAUCAGAUGAAGAUGCCUCAAAGCAGUGAAGAGGAGCGAGAGGCCAUCACACAGCUGGAGCAGGCCAUUGCUGCUAACAGCGUCACGCCAGAGAGCUUACAGAUGAGUCCACUGCAGUUCGAAAAGGACGAUGACAGCAACGGCCACAUGGACUUUGUCGCAUCAGCAUCUGCCCUCAGAGCGAGGAUGUACUCCAUCGAGCCAGCUGACAGACUCAAGACCAAACGCAUCGCCGGUAAAAUCAUCCCUGCUAUCGCCACGGCAACAGCUGCUGUGGCUGGACUGGUGGCCCUCGAGUUGAUCAAGGUGGUUGGAGGAUACGGGUUUGAAUCUUUCAAAAACUGCUUCUUUAACUUGGCCAUCCCUGUAGUGGUGCUCACUGAGCCUGCCCCAGUUAAACGGACACUCAUCAGGGACAACAUCUACUUCUCUAUCUGGGACUGUUGGACUAUUUUUGGCCAUGAGGACUUCACUCUCUCUGACUUGAUGAAUGCAGUGAGGGAAAAGUAUGGAAUUGAACCCACUAUGGUCGUCCAUGGGGUAAAGAUGCUCUAUGUGCCUGUGAUGCCAGGACACUCGAAGAGACUUAAAUUGACGAUGCAGAAGCUAAUCAAGCCAUCAGUGGACCGCCGCUACGUCGACCUCACUGUGUCAUUCGCUCCGGAGGCAGAUGGAGACGAGGACCUCCCCGGUCCACCUGUCAGGUACUACUUCACCCGCGAUGGAGAGACGCCCUGACACCUUUCUAAAUGUUGUCCUCAAACCUCUUGUGUCCUUACUUCUCUUUCAUGUAAAUUGUUGUACCCCAAUAACCUGGGCCAGGGCCAAGAGCUUUCCCUCUGGGAUGUUACCUGACAAGGGCAAAGCUCCUGGCCCCAGCAGAUCCCCCCUCCCCUGUACUUCAUGGAGCAAGAAAUAGCCAGUCCUGGUCCCAGUUUUUCUUGCCACAGAUCUAGCCAGUGGAACACGAGGCUGCUUGAGUAGCACUUAACUGUAUCUGUGUACAUAUAUUUUCUCUGUUCUGUUUUCUACUCUGGUGAAAUACACAGCUCCGCCUGUGUCGAUGCCUUAAUUGAUUAAUAACCUUUUUUUUGUUUGUGGCAGUGAGUCUGACUUAAAACUAUGUUUACACAAACCUGCGUACUCCCAGCAUACAGCCCCAUUAGUCUAAUGUCUGUAGGCGUCACAUCUUUUUCUUCCUCAGAGUCCUCUCAUUGGUUCUGAAAAUGUUGCCAACCACAGAAAUUUGCCAGUUGUUGGUCAUCUCCCCUUAUAGCAACAGGUCAAGCCAAUAUUUGUUGUAUAACUCAAAGGUGCAACAACGGCGAAACCACCAAAGAUACUGUUUAUCAUUGUGUCUGCGGAUGAUUGUUCUCUUUUUAUCAUCACUCUGACGACUGCCUCAUAAAAACACAUUUAUAUCAUGGGGUGUGGGUGUUACCCAAAUAUUUAAGGGCAAUGCACACAGCUGCGUCUUGAUGUGCUUCAUUACUGGGUUGAUGUCAGUUCUUUGGGAUAACUCACUGUCUUUUUGAUGAUCAAUGCUUAAGAAAAGCAGCAGUUUUAUCACAUUGCUCCCCAGUCAAAUGAUGUGUGUCAAAGGACAUAGCCGAUGUGUGGUGCACUUAAUAUGGGUAAAACCACCUAUUAGUUGUAGCUGCUGGUCUUACCUAUCGGGUUAAAUACCUAGGUAAUGACUGCUCUGACGUCAGUUAUCACAUUGAGUAAACAAUAUGUUCUUAAGUAAUGGCGUGAGCUCAACAGCUCUUUCACACAGACAUGAAACAUCUAGGAUCACACUCCUACUCUUUUAAAAACGCCUUUUAUUUAAAGAAAAAAAAAACGUUGCUGUUCAUGAUUUAUUUCUUGCAUUUGUUUAUUGAUGUGUGUCCAUGACGUGUAUUUAUUUACUUGUUACUCAUUUUUGUCACUUUUUUGUGUCAAACUGAGCCUGUGUUGAGCUCUGUUGAGUCAUGGUGCACUGGUUAAUUGUUAAUCAACACUGAACAAAAGUCAUCCCCAAAAGUGUUUAUCCAGGGGUGUAAAUGGCCCUCCUGUUUAGUUCCAGUUGAAGGUUGUGGAAAGGGUCUUUGAAAUGGUCUGCAUAUUGGCAAUAAUGUCAGUGUAGUUUUCAGUGGAAUCAUUUGAAAAUCCAGCUUUUUGUAUUGAGGUUAUUGAGAUCCGCCUGAGGACACAGGCCACUAACAGAUUAUCAUCUGCGUCUUCAAAACAAUUAAGACUGAAGUCACACAAACUUGAUUCCUCGACCACAUUUAUAUCUCCGCUCAUUUACCAGAGGUGGUGAAUUUCGCUUUGCACAGAAAACGUCUAUCAUACUGACAACACUUCUGUGCAGUGAAUGUCAUAAGUGUAAAACAAAACAGUGUUAAUGAGUGACAAUGAUGUAUGUUCUUGUGACCGACAACUCAACCAAUGGUCCAAUAAAAUGUGAGAUUUCAGGAUGUCCUCAUGACUAAAA